AUGCCGUUGACAAAACGGGCCGUUUCACCGGUAAAUGUGAGCCGCGGGACCAUUCACAAGUCGAUUCAACGCGACGAACUUCAGUGCACCGCCAACGGAUCAAUAGCCAACCUCAUCCGGCAGCUGAGCUCGUUGAGGUGCCAAUUUCCUUCAAAUCAUUAAAAUUAUGAUUCAAAUAUUUGCAGCAAACACGCCGAAAACAUCUUCAGCGAAAUUCAUCACGACGCCACCAAAAUCUACUACAAAACCAAUCAACUUCAGUUGAGAAUCGAAAAAUUGCAGUCAAAAGUAGAACAGUUGGACGCGAACACCGACCAAGGUACGUUUCCUUGAUGAAAUUCACAUUAAAAUUGUCAAAAUCUACAUUUUUCAGCUCCUCUGAACGAGGCGAACAUGCUGAAGGCGUUCAAAAGCUCGAUGCUCGUCGAUCAGCACAUUCUGGACAGAAGUACGCUUCCAGAAGCGCUCGCGGAUCGCUAUGAGCGAUGUGAUCGACCGCCGAACCUUGACGCGCUCAAUCCAUACAGGUAGGGCCAAGUUAGAGUCAUUUUUGGUAAAAAAAUCUAAACAAUUGCAAUCCAAUUUCCCUUAACUUUAAUUUAUCAUUUUUCAGAGAGUCUACUGUGCCGGCGCUCUCGCUUUACACAAAUCCCUCCUUCUUUUUCGAUUUGUGGAAGAAGGAGACCCUGAAAGACGUGGCCGAACGUCCGCGCCGCGUCAAAAGCCCCAACGACGGUAGCAAGAGUCCGAAGAAGCGGCGGAAGCAACCGACGGGACCACUCGGCACGACGCCCUACAACGACCGGGGCCGGCAGAUCUCGGGUGCCCGCCUCAAUCAGCAGACGGAGGUGUUCUCGUUCCCGGAAGAGUAUCAGGCCCCGCAGGCGUUGGGUCUUCAGCUAAACUAUCGGAAUCAGAACCAGGUAGGCCACGGACUUAGUGAUAGUACUAAAAUUUCGAGAUAUGAUUUACGAGUCAUAUUUUCUUUUCUAAUUUCUUAUAUCGUGUAUCCAAGUGAGACAAAACUAGAAGAACAUAGCCCAUAGGAGUAAUGGAGACACUUGAGGCAACCUGACAACCUCAUACAGUCGCGGUAAAGUCGGAAAUGUUCAGAUUGCUGCCCCUUAAGGACAUACCAGCAAUCUGAACAUUUCCGUCUCUUGUGCUCUUGUGCGAACUCACCUGUCCCGAACUACCGGCGCUCAGUUCAAAACACCCAUGUAUUGCAUUUUUCAGCAUCCCGCGAAUCACCACAUCAUCGCGCCGCUCGGAAUGACGAUCCACCACCAACCGCAACAGAAUUCGAUGUCCUCCUCGUCCUCUUCGCAACCGCGUCCCCCACCGGGACACCUCAACAACCGCGGCAGUCCGAUUGUGAAGCGGCCCUCGGAGACGGCGACGACGUGUUCCGUGCUGGAUCACCUGCCGCCGCCCGACCUCUCGAUGCUCUCGAUGGACGACGACGAGGAGGAAUUCCCGCCGCCGCCGCCGCCGAUGACGUCGGCGCUGAUGCAGCAGUCGAUGAUCCAUCAGGUGCCCGCCGAGGCGCCGCAGAACCUCAUGAAACUAGUGCCGAACGCCGAGCAGCCGACGAAUGUACGUGAUUCUCCUUUUCCGGCCGAAAACGCCCUCUGCUUUUUCUCGUGUUUCCCUAUGUUUCCCUCACUUCAAGUCAGUCCGUUCGCUUUCAGAUCCCGCCCCCGCCGCCUCCGCCACCACCCCCGCCUCCGUUGAUGUCCUCGGCCGCCACGUUUGCUCCAAAGGUAUAGAAAUAGGGGAAAACGCUUUGUCUAACCCUGUGUCUGCCCUCUUUCUCAGAUUUUUCAGUUGAAAAAUGGUCAUAAAACAGUUUGCGUUCGAGCUUCCUUUUGAGGGAACCCAUCGAAAACGAGACAUUUCAAGUUCACGUAAAACAGCAAAUACGGAUGAAUUUCAGCAGGAAACCGAGGCGAGCACGUCGUCGCGGCCCGCCGUAAGCGGAGGACCGAUAACCGCGGGACUUUUGGAGCAAAUCCAGAAGGGAAUGAAGCUGAACCGCGUCGAGAAGGCGGAAGAGGCGGCGGCGCAGAACGCGGCCGUCGAGCGGAACGACGUGGCCGCCAUUCUGAGACGGCGGAUGGAGCAGGCGAUCGGACCGGAUUCGAGCGACGACGACGACGACAACGGCAACAAUAGCGACGAGUGGGACGACGCUUGA
This is a messenger RNA of Caenorhabditis sp. 36 PRJEB53466, 2197 nucleotides long. The record is from the annotation of a GenBank genome assembly. Lineage: Eukaryota; Metazoa; Nematoda; Chromadorea; Rhabditida; Rhabditidae.